Messenger RNA from Sebastes umbrosus (honeycomb rockfish), 5952 nucleotides. Its product is annotated as CD209 antigen-like protein C. Gene Ontology annotation, molecular function: dynein light intermediate chain binding; signaling receptor activity; microtubule binding. Gene Ontology annotation, cellular component: centrosome; cytoplasm. The record is from RefSeq and is a predicted model, not a curated record. Gene Ontology annotation, biological process: cytoskeleton-dependent intracellular transport; cytoplasmic microtubule organization. The transcript is spliced from 9 exons. Bases 138 to 4640 code for a protein of 1500 amino acids. Lineage: Eukaryota; Metazoa; Chordata; Actinopteri; Perciformes; Sebastidae.
CUCUUUUCUGCACAAUAAAUAUCACUGCAUAUUAGUUUCUGAUGUGUUUGUUGUAAAUCAGCAGCAUCUUCAUGUGAAUGCAGUCAUACUGGUACUGACUUCUUCUCUGAUCCAAGGGAAAACAGACCUUUAUCAGAAUGGAGUUAAUGGAAGUUGAUGACGAUGAGCUACAUGUGAAUAAGAACCUCACAAUGGGAGGCCUCGUUACCUCAGUUGAUUUUCAGAGGAAGAAGAAGCCCUCUAGAUGUGCGUCCGUGUGUCUUGGAUUACUGUGUGCUGUCCUGUUGGCUGGUAACAUAGGACAGUUUGUCUACUAUGAGAUAAUCAGCCGCUUCUCGUCAGCAGACCCAACGCAGGCCAGCUACAUUCAAGGAGGUCAACUGCAGAGCAGCUAUGAUGCUUUAACAGCAGAGAGAAAACAAUUGGAUGCCAGACUGACUAACCUGACUAAAGAAAAAGACCUGUGGCAGCAAAGCUACAGCUCUUUGACUACUGAAAGAGAUGAGUUCAAGGCCAGUUUCAACAAUCUGAAAAAUGAGAGCGACCAGUUACAAGUAAGUUACAACACUUUAAAACUAGAGAGCGAUCAGUUACAGACUUAUCACACUAAUCUGACAGCAAGUAAAGACCAGCUACAGACCAUGUACAGUAGCCUUCAAAGAGAAAAAGAUGAGUUACAGACUAAUAAAGACCAGCUACAGACCAAGCACAGUAGCCUUCAAAGAGAAAAAGAUGAGUUACAGACUAAUAAAGACCAGCUACAGACCAAGCACAGUAGCCUUCAAAGAGAAAAAGAUGAGUUACAGACUAAUAAAGACCAGCUACAGACUAGUUACAGUAGCCUGCAAAGAGAAAAAGAAGAGUUACAGACUUUGUCUGUUACGCUGAGAGCAAACAGAGAUCAAUUGCAGAGCAAUUACUCUUCACUGAAGACGAACAAGGACCAGUUGCAAAGAAGCUAUGACACACUGAGUAUAAGUAGGAAUCACAUUCAGACUAGCUACAAUUCAUUGCAGAAAGACAAAGAACGAUUGCAGUCCAGCUAUAAUACAAUGCAGAAGGAGAAAGAGCAGUUACAGAAAAGUUACAGUUCUUUGACUACUGAAAGAGAUGACUUCAAGGCCAGUUUCAACAAUCUGAAAAAUGAGAGCGACCAGUUACAAGUAAGUUACAACACCUUAAAACUAGAGAGCGAUCAGUUACAGACUUAUCACACUAAUCUGACAGCAAGUAAAGACCAGCUACAGACCAAGCACAGUAGCCUUCAAAGAGAAAAAGAUGAGUUACAGACUUUGUCUGUUACGCUGAGAGCAAACAGAGAUCAGUUGCAGAGCAAUUACUCUUCACUGAAGACGAACAAGGACCAGUUGCAAAGAAGCUAUGAUACACUGAGUAUAAGUAAGAAUCACAUUCAGACCAGCUACAAUUCAUUGCAGAAAGACAAAGAACGAUUGCAGUCGAGUUAUAAUACUCUGCAGAAGGAAAAAGAACAGUUACAGCAAAGUUAUAGUUCUUUGACUACUGAAAGAGAUGACUUCAAGACCAGUUCCAACAAUCUGAAAAACGAGAGGAACCAGUUACGAGCACGUUACAACACCUUAAAACAAGAGAGCGAUCAGUUACAGACUAAUAAAGACCAGCUACAGACCAAGUACAGUAGCCUGCAAAGACAAAAAGAUGAGUUACAGACUUUGUCUGUUAUGCUGAGAGCAAAUAGAGAUCAGUUGCAGAGCAAUUACUCCUCACUGAAGAUGAACAAGGACCAGUUGCAAAGAAGCUAUAACACACUGAAUAUGAGCAGGAAUCUCAUUCAGACCAGCUACAAUUCAUUGCAGAAAGACAAAGAACGAUUGCAGUCGAGUUAUAAUUCUCUGCAGAAGGAAAAAGAACAGUUACAGCAAAGUUACAGUUCUUUGACUACUGAAAGAGAUGACUUCAAGACCAGUUCCAACAAUCUGAAAAACGAGAGGGACCAGUUACAAGCACGUUACAACACCUUAAAACAAGAGAGCAAUCAGUUACAGACUAAUAAAGACCAGCUACAGACCAAUUACAGUAGCCUGCAAAGAGAAAAAGAAGAGUUACAGACUUUGUCUGUUACGCUGAGAGCAAACAGAGAUCAGUUGCAGAGCAAUUACUCUUCACUGAAGACGAACAAGGACCAGUUGCAAAGAAGCUAUGACACACUGAGUAUAAGUAGGAAUCACAUUCAGACUAGCUACAAUUCAUUGCAGAAAGACAAAGAACAAUUGCAGUCCAGCUAUAAUACAAUGCAGAAGGAGAAAGAGCAGUUACAGAAAAGUUACAGUUCUUUGACUACUGAAAGAGAUGACUUCAAGGCCAGUUUCAACAAUCUGAAAAAUGAGAGCGACCAGUUACAAGUAAGUUACAACACCUUAAAACUAGAGAGCGAUCAGUUACAGACUUAUCACACUAAUCUGACAGCAAGUAAAGACCAGCUACAGACCAAGCACAGUAGCCUUCAAAGAGAAAAAGAAGAGUUACAGACUUUGUCUGUUACGCUGAGAGCAAACAGAGAUCAGUUGCAGAGCAAUUACUCUUCACUGAAGACGAACAAGGACCAGUGCCAAAGAAGCUAUGACACACUGAGUAUAAGUAGGAAUCACAUUCAGACUAGCUACAAUUCAUUGCAGAAAGACAAAGAACGAUUGCAGUCCAGCUAUAAUACAAUGCAGAAGGAGAAAGAGCAGUUACAGAAAAGUUACAGUUCUUUGACUACUGAAAGAGAUGACUUCAAGGCCAGUUUCAACAAUCUGAAAAAUGAGAGCGACCAGUUACAAGUAAGUUACAACACCUUAAAACUAGAGAGCGAUCAGUUACAGACUUAUCACACUAAUCUGACAGCAAGUAAAGACCAGCUACAGACCAAGCACAGUAGCCUUCAAAGAGAAAAAGAUGAGUUACAGACUUUGUCUGUUACGCUGAGAGCAAACAGAGAUCAGUUGCAGAACAAUUACUCUUCACUGAAGACGAACAAGGACCAGUUGCAAAGAAGCUAUGAUACACUGAGUAUAAGUAAGAAUCACAUUCAGACCAGCUACAAUUCAUUGCAGAAAGACAAAGAACGAUUGCAGUCGAGUUAUAAUUCUCUGCAGAAGGAAAAAGAACAGUUACAGCAAAGUUACAGUUCUUUGACUACUGAAAGAGAUGACUUCAAGACCAGUUCCAACAAUCUGAAAAACGAGAGGGACCAGUUACAAGCACGUUACAACACCUUAAAACAAGAGAGCGAUCAGUUACAGACUAAUAAAGACCAGCUACAGACCAAGUACAGUAGCCUGCAAAGACAAAAAGAUGAGUUACAGACUUUGUCUGUUAUGCUGAGAGCAAAUAGAGAUCAGUUGCAGAGCAAUUACUCCUCACUGAAGAUGAACAAGGACCAGUUGCAAAGAAGCUAUAACACACUGAAUAUGAGCAGGAAUCUCAUUCAGACCAGCUACAAUUCAUUGCAGAAAGACAAAGAACGAUUGCAGUCGAGUUAUAAUUCUCUGCAGAAGGAAAAAGAACAGUUACAGCAAAGUUACAGUUCUUUGACUACUGAAAGAGAUGACUUCAAGACCAGUUCCAACAAUCUGAAAAACGAGAGGGACCAGUUACAAGCACGUUACAACACCUUAAAACAAGAGAGCAAUCAGUUACAGACUAAUAAAGACCAGCUACAGACCAAGUACAGUAGCCUGCAAAGACAAAAAGAUGAGCUACAGACUAAUAAAGACCAGCUACAGACCAGGUACAGUAGCCUGCAAAGACAAAAAGAUGAGCUACAGACUAAUAAAGACCAGCUACAGACCAGGUACAGUAGCCUGCAAAGACAAAAAGAUGAGCUACAGACUAAUAAAGACCAGCUACAGACCAGGUACAGUAGCCUGCAAAGACAAAAAGAUGAGCUACAGACUAAUAAAGACCAGCUACAGACCAGGUACAGUAGCCUGCAAAGAGAAAAAGAUACAUUACAGACUUUGUCUGUUAUGCUGAAAGCAAACAGAGAUCUGUUGCAGAGAAAUUACUCUUCACUGAAGAUAAACAAGGACCAGUUGCAAAGAAGCUAUAACACACUGAGUUUAAGUAAGAUGUCCCUUCAGACCAGAUACAAUUCAUUGGAGAAAGACAAAGAACGAUUGCAGUCGAGUUAUAAUACUCGGCAGAGGGAAAAAGAGCAGUUGCAGACCAAAUACACCAGUUUGGCUGCAGCUAGAGAUCAGCUACAGAAGAAGAUCGACAAAGUGAGAGCUAAACCCUGUCAGACAGGCUGGAGUAAGUUCGACAUCAGCUGUUACCUUGUUUCAAAUUUGGAGAAAGACUGGAAGGAAAGCCGACAAUACUGCAUCACAAUGGGAGCAGAUCUAGUCGUCAUAGACAGCAGGGAUGAACAGGCAUUUGUCAACGGGUUACUGGAUCAAGGCCAAAAUGCAUGGACUGGUAUGACUGACAGUAUUAUAGAAGGAAGAUGGAUGUGGGUGGACGGGACUCCAGUCACCACUACGUACUGGGGGGAGAACCAGCCCAACAGCUACGAUGGGAACCAGGACUGUGGAGAAACUGUGCAAAGGUCAUCGGGAGUUGGAGAUUGGAACGAUGACGGCUGUUUUGGUGAUCAGAACUUUAUCUGUGAGAAAUAAUAUCACAAUGAUUUACACAGUUAAUGAUGGUGUGUUGGACUGCAGUUCUAAUGUACAUCAUAACUAAUUGAUUCUUUGUAUUAAUCCGCAGCUGAAAAUAGUCCCCAACAAAUACAGUGUUUACUCCAGUUUGCUAAAAUCUACAAUGCUCCACUGUUUUAGGAAAUUACUGAGCCUUUUUUGAAAAUGAUGGUAUACAUUUAUGGCUGUUUUUAAAGAUUUUCAUCUUCAGUGGGAACUCCAUGGACUUUCAGAAAGUGCUGAGAGAUGGACGUACACAUUGGGGGAUGUUCUUUUCAUGGGAUUUGUAGACAAUAACAAAAGUAUAUGAUAAUCUCAGGUUUAUUCUUUGAUACUGUUAAAGGCUGUUUUCAGUUAAUCUGGCUGAUUAGACCUCUUCUCAGGACUGUGUGGGCGUGUAUAGACUAUUGAGUCACAUCUUCCUGAUUCUCCUGUUAGCCUUGUUGAACCUGUUAAGGCGGGAUAAAUUACACCUUUAUCAUUCUUAUUGGUCGAUGAAGAUUUUUGACCUAAUAAAUCCCCAUCAAAGCUCCGGCCCACCUUCAACCUGAGCAGAGGUCUAAUCAGACAGAAUAACUGAAAUCACUUGUGUGGGUGUUCAGAGGCUUUAAAGGUCGGUUCACCCAAAUUACAAUCGAACAUAUUUCUCAUAUUUCCACACCUCUAGUGGACAUGUACGAUAUCUAUCUCUGAGAUUUCUGCCUCCAGACAGCCAAGUCUUAAUAUAUUAAACUUUUUAAGCUUUAAUGAUUUUAGACGAGUACACUUUGAUGCAUAACAUUGUUAACAUGUUCAUAAAUGUACUAUUUAGCUGAUGAUUUGUGUUUGAUGUAAUGGAAUAUGAAUUUCUUGGUUGUACAAAAACGGGUUUUACUAUGUGUUACCGUGUGCUCAUCUGAGUGUGCUACAUCAGAUUCAGCAAACACUCCUAACUUCAGAUAACUGUGUAAAUGCGUAAACAUGAUGAAUGCCACCUGUGUGUAAAUAAGCGCUCGUUCAUGAGAAUUGUAAAUUAACAUAAUUAACACACCAAUGAUACCAAGUAUGAAUCUGUUUGUACGAGUGGUUUUUGAGGCCAAUUGUCUAGUACUCUACUAUGAUAUUCUGUGGCCUUUGGCAUAGCUUUAGAAAUGUGUGCAAAUUGCCAUUUGUUUGAUUAAUGAAAUUGUAUGAAAAUUAAUGUAUAACACAAAUAAUGUAUGUUACAAAGCACAUGCAUACAACAUUUGCAUAUGGUUUUAAUAAUUUACUGUAUCACUCUGUAAUGAUUAAAAAAUACUGGCACAAAUUA